Messenger RNA from Rhodotorula graminis WP1, 2133 nucleotides. RefSeq lists its product as uncharacterized. The record is from RefSeq and is a predicted model, not a curated record. Gene Ontology annotation, molecular function: metalloendopeptidase activity. Lineage: Eukaryota; Fungi; Basidiomycota; Microbotryomycetes; Sporidiobolales; Sporidiobolaceae. Gene Ontology annotation, cellular component: mitochondrial intermembrane space. The coding region runs from base 1 to 2076 and encodes 691 amino acids. Gene Ontology annotation, biological process: proteolysis; peptide metabolic process. The transcript has 11 exons.
AUGGCCGCCGCCGACCCGUCCAACUACCCUCAGCCGCCCGUCCGGCCGCCAUCGUGGUCGUCCUACACCCCCGAGCUCGUCACGUCGUCGGUCGACAAGGUCCUCGACGAGUCGACCGCGUUCCUCGACAAGCUCGUCGCCAUCCCGUCGGCCGACCGCACGUUCGAGUCGGUCGUGCGGCCCCUCGCCCUCCAGUCGGCCGAGGCGGACCGCAAGAUCGAGCCCGCCCUGUUCCUCCAGUACGUGCACGCCGACCAGGCCAUGCGCGACGCGUCGGUCGAGGCCGACAAAAAGGUCAACGACUGGUCGCUCGACGCCCUCACGCGCCGCGACGUCUUCGAGGCGCUCCUCGACGUCGAGAAGCACACGCGCGACCACGGCGUCGCCCUCAACGACGAGGAGAAGCGCCUCCUCGACCGGCUCGUCCUCGAGCGCAAGCGCAACGGCCUCGGCCUCGACGACGACAAGCGCACCAAGUUCCUCGAGCUCAAGAAGCGCAUCACGUCGCUCGAGAUCGAGUUCCAGAAGAACUGCAACGAGGAGAAGGGCUUCAUGCUCUUCACCAAGGAGGAGCUCGACGGUCUGCCCGAGGAGGUGCUCGAGGGCUACGAGCAGGUCGACGAGGACGGCGUCAAGAAGUACAAGGUCACGCACAAGACGCCCGACAUCAUCCCGAUCUUCAAGUCGGCGCACGUUCCCGCGACCCGCAAGCGCGCCAACCUGAGCUACGAGGGCAAGACGCUCCAGAACGCGCCCAUCAUGCGCGAGCUCGUGUCGCUGCGGCACGAGGCGGCCCAGCUCCUCGGGUACGCCAACCACGCCGAGUGGGUCCUCGAGGUCAAGAUGGCCAAGAACCCGCGCGAGGUCGGCGCGUUCCUGCGCGACCUCGAGGACAAGCUGCGGCCGCUCGGGCUCGAGGAGCGCAAGAAGCUGCUCGAGCUCAAGCGCGAGGAGCACGACAAGCGCGGGCUCGCCCAAGACGACAACUUCUACCUGUACGACUACCGCUACUAUGACCGGCUCUAUGUUGAGAAGACGCUCGACCUCGACGACGACGUUCUCAAGCAGUACUUCCCGGUCACGCACGUCGUCACCGAGGUCCUGAACGCGUACAAGGAGCUGCUCGGCGUCGAGCUCGUUCCCGUCCCGCGCACCGAGGAGGCCGGCGGCGAGACGUGGCACCCUGACGCCGACAUGUACGCCGUCUGGGAGGCGGGCCGCGCCGGCGACAAGGACUCGUUCCUCGGCUACAUGCACCUCGACCUGUUCCCGAGGCCGCAAAAGUUCUCGCACGCGGCGGUUUUCCCCCUUUUUCCCGGCUGGACGGACCCAGCUAAGGGUCGGCAGUACCCGGUCGUCUCCAUGGUCGCCAACCUGUCGAAGCCGAGCGGUGGCAAGGAACCCACGAUGAAGCACAACGACGUCGUCACCUUCUUCCACGAGAUGGGCCACGCCUACCACGGCCUGCUCUCCAAGACCCAGUUCGCUCGGUUCCACGGCACGGCCGUCGCGCGCGACUUUGUCGAGGCGCCGUCGCAGAUGCUCGAGAACUGGACCUGGACGCCGUCGGUCCUCAAGCGCAUCUCGUCGCACGCGACGCGCAAGGGCGAGGUCCUGCCCGACGCCCUCAUCGACAAGCUCAUCCAGUCGCGCAACGUCAACCAGGGCCUGUUCAACCUGCGCCAGCUCUUCUUCGCCAAGUACGACAUGGCGCUCCAUGAGGACAAGCACGCGCUCACGACCGACGAGAUGAGCAAGCUGUGGUGCGACUUGCGGGAGGAGACGAGCCUCGUCACGAUUGGCGACGAGGUCGUUGGCGGCCAGUCCGGCUUUGCUCACAUCGCCGGCGGCUACUCUGCAGGGUACUACGGCUACCUGUACUCUCAGGUCUUCAGCGCCGACAUGUACGACGCCGUCUUCGCCAAGGACCCGAUGAGCGCCGAGGCGGGACAGCGCUAUCGCAAGGAGAUCCUCGAGGUCGGCGGGUCAAGGGACGAGAUGGACUCGCUCGUCGCGUUCCUCGGGCGCAAGCCGACGAAUGAGGCGUUCCUCAAGCACCUUCUCAGCGGGCAGUGACCGCUCUCCUCGCCUUUCCCGAGUCUGCAAGCAGUCGCAAUGCAUCUAUGCCGUGUC